UAACUAUUGCGCAUUGCGCUGCUACUCCAGACCACGUAAAAAAAAUCCCCCAAAAAAUCACAUUCAUUAUUUUCUUUAUGGAAAUAAACUUGCAUCCUCUUUUACACGUGUAAACUGGUUCAUGUACCAACACGAUGGCACACAUUCUCAGUCAAUUCACAGAGUCGGCUAAACGUCUGAUUGUUUUCCUGUGGCCCAGCUCUUGAGCGUUUCCAGAACUUCCCUUUAAGGGUGUGGGUCUAGCGGACUUAAACCAAUGGUGUGACUCGGCUUUCUGUGGGGGAAAAACGGCGACAUGCGAGGCAGUGGGUCUUUAAAGGAGCUGCUCUGCCCCUGUUCUCAAACUCAAUCUCGCAGGACUUGUUAGCGUAUCACGUGCCAGACUCUUAAUGAAGUGGACACACUGUUGGGCCCGGUGUGCGCAUGCGCUCGGUGUAAAAUGUAGUUGGAAAUGAGGUGUCCGUCUUGGAGUAGUCGACUUUUAAAAAGCAUCGGCAGCCCGUGAUAUGACGACUUCGCUGGUUCUGCAUCCACGCUGGGCGGACACCUUGAUGUACGUUUAUGAAAAAAGCCCGAAUGAAAGCAGCCAGAAUAAAAGCCAAACAAUGGAGGGACUGAGCGGUAAUUGCCCUGCGACCCACUGCAGGGACCUGAUGUCGCACCCUGCGCUGGGACGACAUUCUGGCUCCAUAGCGACCCACCAGGGCUCCGUCUACUCGGAUAUUUCCUCUCCGGAAAGCGGUCGGCAGUGCCCCGCUCCCCAAACGUCUUCGAGCGCGUCUCUCAGCUACGGCUACCCCUUCGGAAACCCAUAUUACGGCUGUAGAUUAUCCCACUCGCACAACGUGAACUUGCAGCAGAAGCCCUGCUCGUACCACCCCGCGGAGAAAUACGCCGAACCCAGUACGGCUCUCCCCACGGAAGAACUGUCUACCAGGCCGAAAGAGUUUGCUUUCUACCCGAGUUUCGCCAGCUCGUACCAGGCCGUCCCAGGAUAUCUGGACGUGUCGGUGGUGCCUGGAAUCAGCGCCCAUCCUGAGCCGCGACACGACGCCCUAAUCCCCAUGGAGGGCUACCAGCACUGGGCUCUCUCCAAUGGCUGGGAUGGACAGGUGUACUGCUCUAAAGAGCAAACGCAGUCAACCCAUCUCUGGAAAUCACCUUUCCCAGACGUCGUGCCCCUGCAGCCCGAGGUCAGCAGUUACCGUCGCGGGCGCAAAAAGCGCGUCCCUUACACCAAGAUCCAGCUCAAGGAGCUGGAGAAGGAGUACGCGGCCAGCAAGUUCAUCACCAAAGACAAGAGAAGGCGCAUCUCGGCCGCCACCAACCUCUCGGAGCGCCAGGUCACCAUCUGGUUCCAGAACCGGCGGGUCAAGGAGAAAAAAUUCGUCAGCAAAUCCAAGAACAAUCACAUCCACACCACUUGAUACAGACAGGGGCUGCACCUCGAAUCUUCCGAAAACAACACGGCAUCUGUUUACCUCUCGCAUCGAAAGAUCUUGACCGAAGAACA
Xiphophorus maculatus (southern platyfish) is the source of this 1513-nucleotide messenger RNA. RefSeq names its product homeobox C13 (gene hoxc13a). Gene Ontology annotation, molecular function: DNA-binding transcription factor activity, RNA polymerase II-specific; RNA polymerase II cis-regulatory region sequence-specific DNA binding. Gene Ontology annotation, biological process: regulation of transcription by RNA polymerase II. The record is from RefSeq and is a predicted model, not a curated record. The transcript is spliced from 2 exons. The coding region runs from base 507 to 1427 and encodes 306 amino acids. NCBI's taxonomy places the organism in Eukaryota, Metazoa, Chordata, Actinopteri, Cyprinodontiformes, Poeciliidae.